UCCUGGGGCUCAGCAGCAGCAACCCCUUGCUUCAGGUUAAGGGAAGAGCAAGGUGACCAUCACAGACCUAAAGGGGACCUUGUUUGGGACGUCUGAGAGAGAGGAAGGGUCCAGGAUUUGCCUUCAGGCUUGGAUUGCUGAAUCAAAAUAGCAGGCACAGCCUGCCAAGACGAUGACAGUCACUUAUUCCAGCAAAGUAGCAAAUGCCACUUUCUUUGGAUUUCACAGAUUACUCCUAAAGUGGAAAGGCAGCAUCUACAAAUUGCUGUACAGAGAAUUUAUUGUUUUUGCUACUCUUUACACAGCGAUAAGUGUAUUAUACAGAUUUUUUCUUACAGGUAGUCAGAAACGGUUCUUUGAAAAACUGUCAAUUUACUGUGACAAAUAUGCUGAACAAAUCCCGGUAACUUUUGUGCUUGGUUUCUACGUCACUUUGGUGGUGAACCGCUGGUGGAACCAGUUUGUGAACUUGCCGUGGCCAGAUCGGCUGAUGUUCCUCAUCUCCAGCUGCGUGCAGGGCAGGGAUGAGUACGGGCGCUUGUUGCGGAGGACUCUGAUGCGCUACGUGAACCUGACGUCUCUGCUGAUCUUCCGCUCCGUCAGCACAGCUGUGUACAAAAGGUUUCCCACCAUGGACCACGUGGUAGGAGCAGGUUUCAUGACAAGAUAUGAAAGAAAACUUUUUGAUGACCUUAAGUCUCCUCACCUUAAAUACUGGGUUCCAUUUGUCUGGUUUGGAAAUUUGGCAUCAAAGGCAACAAAAGAGGGAAGAAUUCGAGACAGUGUAGAUCUGCAGGCACUGAUGACUGAGAUGAAUAAGUACCGGUCUUGGUGUAGUCUCUUGUUUGGUUAUGACUGGGUUGGAAUUCCACUGGUCUAUACCCAGGUCGUUACUCUCGCUGUCUAUACUUUUUUCUUUGCCUGCCUGAUAGGACGCCAAUUUUUGGACACUGACCAAGGGUAUCAGGGACAUGACUUAGAUCUUUACAUUCCAAUCUUCACACUGUUACAGUUCUUCUUCUACGCAGGAUGGCUCAAGGUCGCUGAACAACUUAUUAAUCCAUUUGGAGAAGAUGAUGAUGAUUUUGAAACUAACUGGUGCAUCGAUAGGAAUUUGCAGGUCUCACUUCUGGCGGUGGACGAGAUGCACAUGAACUUGCCAAGGAUGGAGAAAGAUAUUUACUGGAAUGAUUCCUCUGCCCGGCCACCCUACACAAAAGCAGCUGCUGAUUACUGUAUUCCUUCAUUUCUUGGAUCAACUAUUGAAAUGGGGUGCAGCAAUAGUUGUUCUCAUGAUCCACCAAGGAUGGGCAGGAGAAGAGUACCAAUUACAGGUGGGACUUCGAGACACACUGUUAUGCCCCAGAAGCUGGCUGAUGCUGGAUUCCUCCACGGGGAAGAGUGGCCCUGGGAAGAGGAGAAACACCGAAGACAAUAUUCAGUGCUAAGAAGAGUCAAGAGGUUUCUCAGCGUCCACGAGGGCCCUCCGUCCCCGGCUCACCGAAGCUACAGUCGGCAGACAAGUGAGAAUUCCGUGUUUUUCCCAGCGGACGAGAAGGGGUACAUCAGGCGGUUGCAGGAGAUGCACACCAGAGGGAGACACUCUACCUCGAGCUUCAAGAAGAAACACGAAGGAGCUGACAGAAGCAACAGGCUUCACAGUAGCAAAGAUCUAGGGCCCAUCACGGAAACCUCAAGGAAUGAGGCACAUUUUGGCGACAGUGACACCUCAUCCGAGAUAAACAAGCCAGUUCCUGAGGUCAUAAUCUCUGAAGCUGAGGAGACAGCACCUGACGUGCUGGGCAAACCAGGUCCGCAAACAGCACACGCUGCAAGCAUGCCAGAAGAGAAGCUUCAGAGGAGUCUAACUGAGGAAAAUGUGACUCUUCUGGACCACCCUUAUUUCCCCCCCGAAAUGCCUACAUACCUCCUAGGCUCUGAGUUGCAUCAGUCACUUCCCACUGUGAUAGGGGAGCCCAAACAUGAACCCCUUGUUAGCAACAUAGCUGGUUUCAUGACAGAUCAUGAGAGAUACAUUCAGCGAUGGAGUUUACCGAGCUUCCAUAGUCAUAUUGACGCUGCACCACCUUCAGCAGAAUCUGGGACAACUUCAGAGCAAGGGACCUCCACAGAUGGAAAAAAUGCUACUUCUGCUGCUGUUCCAGAGAUAUUUGAGAUGCAGCACUUAUGGGAAAACUUGGAUGGUAAAGAAACAGCUAUAGUAGAAUUUUAUCAUGAGAAAAGUGAAAGAAAACUUUGACCGUCCUUCCCCUGGUUCUGACUGAACUUAUUGUCUUCUUUUGAAAGUGGUUCUCACACACAUUAUCUAGAAGUGCAGAAAGGCAGACAUGAUGCUCAGACAAAUCCUGAGCAAGAUCCAACAGAGGAUUUGAGCACCUAAAUAGGAGGAAUUGUGGUAACAUACUUUAAACUGCUUGGUCACUGGCUCGAAAUCUGUGACCCUGUGGGGAAAAUAUUUAUGGGGAGAACUGAGAGCCUCAGGAGUGGAGGCAAACCAGCCAGUGUGCUUGGCAGAAAGCUGUGUAGGCUCACCUAGAGGAAGCACCUAGAUUAUCAGAAGAGUCAGGUUAGCUCUAUCCACUUUGGAUCCAUCCUGAACACUGCUAACUUUGGCUGCUCCUUCAAGGAUGUCUGUGGCAUCCUUGUAAGACCCACCAACAGUUUUAGUUUCUACUCAAGUGGCCAGAAGGGGAGGUGUGGGCUUAGCACUCUCCUCAUCCUGGAGAGAUUCAGCCCACCAUCUCUCACUGUUUGGAGGAAUGCUUGAAGAGACAGGCUCCUUGUUUAUGUGGGACAAGAGCCUGCCCCUCUCCUGCUGAAGUUAUGCCAGUACAGAGUGGAAAAAAUAAAAGCAUGAAAUGUUUAACUUCAUUGAAAAAUGGAAAAGGCAAAACUGCAGAUGAGCUGGGCAUGGGAGGUCUGAGCCUUGGUUUCUGCUCCUUGGAGCAUGUAUAUGGUGUACCAAGUGGCUGUUUAUUGUAAAAUACUGUGAUGAAAGGGCUGUGGCACUCUCUCAGGAGGUGAUGGAGCUGCAGGGGCACCUGAGCUCAGCGUUCUGCUCUUGUAGAGAUCUUCACUUGGCAGCACACAGGCUGCAGUCAUCCCAAGGAGACAAGCAAAUGGUCUGAGACUACUAGGAGAAACUGCUCUCCGCUUGCUUCCUUCCUCGCCCAUUCCCAUGCUUCCCAGUUGUAUCAUAUAUGUUCUCCAUUAACCCAAACCCAAGGCAGUAUUAGGUGGCUUCUUCUGCUCACAGGGUGGCCAAACCACAUCUCUACACCUCCUGGUAGCAACCCGGCCUUUCAGCUGCCGUUCCUGCAGGAAGUCUCGAAGGAAGCCCUGAAAGCAACAGCAGCUCUCUGUUUUUAACUCUCACCCACAUCUAUAUGAAUGCAGUUCAGAGCAUGACGCCAGCAUUCCCCCAGGAGUGAGUAUCCAAGCAGAUGGAUACUCAAACCAGACAAGGGUUUCCCAGACACCUGCAGAGGAACUUCUUCACACCAUGAGGUGAGGAGACACUCGUGUCUGACAGCAGCUGAGUGGUGAGGUUUGGUCACAGUUUUGGACUAAGCCAAACCACAGUUCUGGUGCAACCUCACCCUUGCCACUCCACAACAAGUCCCCAGGCAAAUCAAGUUGUUGUGUUUGGGUUUGACCAACAAAAUGAGGACUCCCAACAAAGUGAAAUUAUAUUGAAAUAAAGAGCAUCUUACCCCAGCA
Molecule: messenger RNA, 3741 nt
Organism: Apus apus (common swift)
Lineage: Eukaryota; Metazoa; Chordata; Aves; Apodiformes; Apodidae
Gene: BEST3
Product: bestrophin 3
Exons: 11
Coding region: 173-2260 (695 amino acids)
Molecular function (GO): chloride channel activity
Source: RefSeq, a predicted model, not a curated record